AUGGACGACCUCCUUAGCCCCGCGCCCUAUGGACAGGCGUGUGGGGGAUGUGCACGAGCUAAAUCCAAAUGCUUCUUCAGGGUCGGUGGAUCUGAAUGCCAAAGAUGCCAUCGCCUUGGGAAAGAAUGUGAACCAGCACGCAAACGAAAGGCCGCGACGCCUCCGCCGCAUCACCAGCAGCCACAACAAAAACAGAGACUACAGGAGCCAGCGCUGUCGAGUCGACUGGAGGAGAAACUUGAUAGCCUCGUGUCGCUACUGCGCUCCCAGGCCACCGAUAAACAUGGCCAGGCUCAUGCACAUACUCCCAAGUCGCUUACUGAAAGCACUUCUUCCCACCAUUUUGCUGCGCACCCUACGCCGCCCAACAAUUCUUGCGCAGAGACGACUACAGGAGAUAGAGAAUUUUCAGGCAGCUUUACGUCCGAAGCCGGCCCCGAUAUAGUGUUUGAUGCAGGUAAUUCCGUCAUGCGUCCUGUUCGUCCGUCUGAAAGUGGUACCCCGAUACAAUCGCCCAUCCACCGUGAUGUGUCGAAACACAACGUCUCUGAUCAGAGAGCAGAGGAGCUGUUGAGUGUCUUUCGGCAGUCCUUCAUCCCAACCUUCCCUUUUGUAUAUAUACCAGCGCACAAGAGCGCGCGUGAACUUUGCCAAGAAAAACCCUUCCUCUGGUUUGUCAUCAUGUGUCUCACCAAUCCUAAUGUGUCAGAGCAAUUUGCCAUGGCGGACACGGUGUGGGAUAUUAUAUCGCAGAGGGUAAUUACGCAGCAGCUCGCAAAUUUGGACCUGCUCCUUGGCAUUAUAUGUUUCGGCGCUUGGGCACACUACUUCAAGAAGGACAAGCCUUUCAUGACUAUGCUUGCACAAAUUGCCAUCUCUCUCGCCACCGAACUAAGUAUACAUCAAGAUUCCUUCUCUCACUCGCGACAAACCAGGUCGGCCAAGAUGCUCGUUCGGGAUGCAAUACAGCGGAAGCCAAGAACGUUAGAAGAACGUCGCACUAUACUAGCUGUAUUUCACCUGACAUCCGCGGCGUGGUGCACGUACAGGAAGGUUGAAGCCCUUCGGUGGACCCCAUAUAUGGCCAGCUGCCUGCGUAUGCUGUGCGAAGCGGCAGAAACCAAUUGGGAUCUGGUGCUUGCUACCCAGGUCAAAUGCCAAGCCAUUACAAACCAGCUCAUGUGCGCCGCUGGCGAUCAGCCAGCUGCGAACGGCGGAGACCCAAAAUCGUCUUCAGCCAUGUUUGUAACGUACUUACUUCGUCAGCUCGAUGAGAUACGACAAAGCCUUCCACCUGAAAUAUCCUUGUAUAGUAAGAACCCACCUUAUAAUACUCAUCUGUCUAGGAAGUCCCAAGCUAAGGAAGCUCAUACAGGCUCUGCACAAUUUUACCUCUACAGUACCGAGCUAAAGAUCCGCGAAUCAAUACUGACGCGGCUGGCAAGCCAUCAAGCCACUGAGCCUUCCGGAUUCCGCAGAUUGCAGGACCUCGACUCGCUUCUGACAUGUGCUGAGCGCUGGCUGGCGGUCUGGUUCGAGAUGCCACUUGUUGACUGGCUCGGCGUCACGGUUGAUACAUUUGCACAAUUUACGCACUGCCUCAUUAUCCUGUUCAAGCUCACGACACUCAGUGAGCCUGGCUGGGACAUAGAAGAGGUACGGCGGCGCGCCGAUGUCCUGGAAGCGCUCGAUCGCUCCUGUGCGACAGUUGAGCGUGUGCCCACGGCCGUCGGCAUGGUGGAUGCAGAACCAGAGUCGCCGCACAGGGGCCUUUUCUUCAAGACGACAUAUCUUUUGCGGAGCAUCAAGGCCUUGAUCCUGGCCGAGAUGACGCCAGAUGGGGUGCCUAGUGCGGCGCUGCAGUCGCCUGAAAGCGGCGUCGUUAUAGAUGACUACAAUGAGGGAGGAGGUAGCUUGAUGCACUAUGGCACAGAGUAUAUGUUUAUGCGCGACGAGCUCGUGCUGAGCUUGUCCGACGAGCCUUGGCUGUCGGACAUGUGGAGCUCUUCGUGGGAUCGCAUAUCUGAGGGAGCCUUCAACCAGCCCUUGUUCGCGUAA
Molecule: messenger RNA, 2058 nt
Organism: Pestalotiopsis fici W106-1
Lineage: Eukaryota; Fungi; Ascomycota; Sordariomycetes; Amphisphaeriales; Sporocadaceae
Exons: 4
Coding region: 1-2058 (685 amino acids)
Biological process (GO): regulation of DNA-templated transcription
Cellular component (GO): nucleus
Molecular function (GO): transcription cis-regulatory region binding; zinc ion binding; DNA-binding transcription factor activity, RNA polymerase II-specific
Source: RefSeq, a predicted model, not a curated record